Letharia columbiana is the source of this 2886-nucleotide messenger RNA. RefSeq lists its product as uncharacterized. Gene Ontology annotation, molecular function: hydrolase activity; ATP binding; aminoacyl-tRNA ligase activity. The coding region runs from base 1 to 2886 and encodes 961 amino acids. The record is from RefSeq and is a predicted model, not a curated record. Gene Ontology annotation, biological process: tRNA aminoacylation for protein translation. The transcript is spliced from 3 exons. NCBI's taxonomy places the organism in Eukaryota, Fungi, Ascomycota, Lecanoromycetes, Lecanorales, Parmeliaceae.
AUGGCCACUGCGAAGUUCGCUGUGGCCCUCCACGCUGGGACAAGCGAUACCUGGAACAACGACGCAGUGCAUCAGCAAGAGGUCGAAAAGAUACUCAAGACUAUCGCUGAGACAGCUGGGGCAAAGCUUUCCUCCGGUGCAAAAGCUAUUGAUGUUGUCCAAGCGGUCGUGACGUCUCUCGAAGAUUGCCCUUUAUUCAAUGCCGGCAAAGGAGCCGUACUCAAUAAGGAUAGUGAACAUGAGCUGGAGGCCGCAAUCGCGGAUGGGACCUCGGGAGCCUACGGCGCCGUAGCGGCUACACGAAACAUCAGGAAUCCUAUUGAGGCUGCUCGUGCAGUAAUGGAACAAGGACAACAUUCCUUUCUUGUAGGCCCUGCAGCAGAUGAAUUUGCUCGCAAGUCGGGAGUCACUAUGGUAUCGAAUGACUACUUCACCACUGCUACGAAGAAGGCUCGCUGGGAAGCCCGAGCCCGCAAAACGCUCGGCCCUCCUGAGGAUCUUGAGACAGUCGGGGCCGUUGCACUUGAUCUCCAUGGGAACCUCGCAGCUGCUAGCUCUACUGGAGGACUGACUGGUAAGAUGAAAGGAAGGGUCGGAGACACGGCUAUCAUCGGAGCAGGUCUGUCUGUGGACCAGAAUGUAGCUGUUAUUUGCAGCGGUGCUGGAGAAGACAUUCUGCGUCACUCUGUUGCUGGCAAGGUUGCCGCCUUGCCAGGGACCGAAUCACUCAGUGAGACUAUGGCCCAAGUCAUCCUCAAGAAAGCUGAGAAAGCGCCUUCCGCAUGCGCCAUCCUUGCUCUCAAUUCUAUGGGUCAUAUUGUCGUCGAAUCAAGUGGGCGCGUCUUUCCGACCGCGUCUUGUACCGCAUCUUCUUUGAAGUCAUCGAUCCUGCCAACCACCCUCCAUAUCCUUUCGCAACAUGUUAUUCAUCAAGAUGCCCUUAUAAUUGCUGGAUUGACUCGCUAUCCAAUAACUCCUUCCCAUGCUGUUGUCAUUUGCCGUGGAGUUGGCGAACUAAUGUCACUAUCUCUACCCACAUUCUUGAAGGUCAUGCAUACUGUGCGUCAGGUCUCUGCAACACUGAAUUCUGGUUUGUCUACUCACCGCUGUGGCAUGACUUGUGACGGUAGCGGUGCUCUCUCUCUAAUCCCUCUACAUGGCAUUAGCAAAGACUGGACUGCAAUCGUCCACAACCAAGAGGAAUAUAAUGCCUUAUAUCCCGGCUACCUUACAUCAAAGAAUGGGCCAAAGAUGGCAGACGCUUUUCUUGAGGAAAUGCGCUUUCGUAUUGCCGCUACCACGGGCAUUGCAGAGCCUUUCAACAAUUAUUUCGAUGGUGAAGCAUCAAACCAGAACAUCUUUGCCCGAAUCAUCCGGGGAGAGGUACGUCAAUCGCGUAUCUGGGAAAAUGAAGCCUAUGUUGCCUUCCUGACGCCAUAUGGCAAUACCCCCGGAUUCACAGUACUUGUUCCACGCAAGCAUCUCGGCAGCGAUAUCUUUGGACUCGAAGAUGAGGAUUAUAAAAACAUUGUUAAAGUUGCUUACAAGGUCGCUCAGUACCUAAAGGAAGCCUUUGGCGUCAAGCGCUGCGGUAUUUUCUUCGAAGGCUACGAGAUUAACUAUGCCCACGUAAAAUUGAUCCCAGUGCAUGAACAAUUCACAUCCCAGGGGCAGCUUUUCACCCCCAUAGCUGCGCCUACAUCUUUUGAAACCAUUUACCAAGGAGUCCUCACGACGCAGUUUGGCCCGCCUGCGUCUGACCUCAAAUCGAUCGGCGUCCACGCGAAGCAAUUGCGUGAGCUUCACGUCCAACGAAAUCGAAUUGUGGCACCCAAAACAUGGCAGCAACCUAGUACGCACUCCAUGGGAGCUCUGCAGAGUCCUUGGUACACCGCUGUGUUCGCCCUCCAAGACACUCUUUUCCAUGCGACAAUAAAUUUCUUCCACAGUCAAUUAGGAUACAAGUACACCUUAGUCCCUGUAACCACAGAUUCCAUCAGCUCACCCAUGGGUCCCGGAUCGGACUCCCAGCCCGUGCAUGUAGCCCUCUCUGGUCAGGACACUUUCCUUGCUGAUUCCAUGCAGUUCACUCUCGAAUACGUUCUUCGAAUUGAGGAUGGGCUCAAAGGGGCCUACCAUGUUGGUUGUUCAUUUCGUGGUGAAGAUACUGACCACAUGCAUCUAAAUCAGUUCUAUCACGCUGAGUGCGAGAUGCUUGGAACCUUGAACGACGGUAUCGAGGUGGCAGAACGCUACAUCAUCGCGGUCACUCGCGCUAUCUUAGAGAAAAACGUCGACAUUAUCCGCGCCGUCGCCGGUAACACCUCUCAUAUGGACGAUCUUCUCUCCCUAGCCAACAGCAACGGUGGCCAUCUUCCGCGCAUCCGUCUUGCUGAUGCCUUGUCGCUCCAAGAAAUGGUCAAUACCGCUCACGCGUGGGAAUAUGCUGUCCCGACCGAUCACAGCAAAGGCCGCGCUCUUACACGCACGGGCGAGCGAAUCUUGAUUAAGCACUUCGGCGGCGCUGUCUGGCUUACCGAAAAAGACCACCUCAGCGUACCUUUCUACCAGGCCUUUGUCCCCCACACUAACAAUGCGAAAGCGCUUUGUGCGGAUCUUUUGUUGGGGCCGGGUGAGAUAUUAGGACUUGGUCAACGUCAUGCAGAAGCUACUGAAGUGAGGGAGGCUCUCACAAUGCAUCAAGUGCGCCAGGAUAAAUACGAGUGGUACUUGGAUAUUCGGGAUGAGCAGAAAGGCGGCAAAUACUUGCAAACAGCGGGGUGGGGGAUGGGAAUGGAGCGGUUUUUGGCUUGGAUCAUGAAGCAUGAUGAUAUCCGCGACAUGGCUAUUAUUCCACGCAUGAAGCGUAUGAAGUUUGCUCCUUGA